This is a messenger RNA of Zeugodacus cucurbitae (melon fly), 689 nucleotides long. RefSeq names its product NPC intracellular cholesterol transporter 2-like. The transcript is spliced from 3 exons. The coding region runs from base 129 to 590 and encodes 153 amino acids. Gene Ontology annotation, biological process: intracellular cholesterol transport. Lineage: Eukaryota; Metazoa; Arthropoda; Insecta; Diptera; Tephritidae. The record is from RefSeq and is a predicted model, not a curated record. Gene Ontology annotation, molecular function: sterol binding.
GCAGUUAGACAACAGUCACAGUUCAUAUUUCUGGAAGAGUACUACUUCUAAAGUAUACUCAGAUUUUCAAAUUAAUAUUUCAAAUUUCAAAUUAAGUUUUAUAUAAAAUUUUAAAUAAAAUUGCGAAAAUGUUCCGUUUAACUAUUGUGUGUUUGGCGCUCUUCCUGGCCUCGGUUUCGGCCACGAAUGUGAGACAAUGCAAAAAUGGCAGACCAUUCCCUUUGAGUGUCGAAAUUGAGGACUGCGACAAAAUGCCCUGCAAUGUGGUCAAAGGCAGUACAGCCGUCAUGAAGGUGCACUUCGUGGGCACACGCGAUAAUAUUAGAUCAAUCAAUGGUGUGGUUCACGCCACCGCUUUGGGUCUGACAGUGCCCUAUCCACUGCCCGAUGAUGUCGCCGAUGUGUGCCGUAAUUUAUUGCACGGUGCCUUAUGCCCCAUCGAUGAGUCCGAGGAUGUCGUAUACAACUUCAACUUUUACGUUGAUACUUCUUACCCUGAGGUCAGCGUAAAGGUAGAAUUGGAUUUGGUUGAUGAAAACAAAGAAUCCAUUGCUUGCUUCGUCACCGACAUUAAAGUACAGAGAGCUUAAGCGGAAAAUUGAUUGGAAUUUUGGGAAUUGUAUAUAUUGUAUUUUAAGAAGAUAAUAUGUAAAUAGUAAUUAAUAAAGAUAGCUAUAUUUAAAUGCGAA